Paramecium primaurelia is the source of this 1674-nucleotide messenger RNA. The record is from the annotation of a GenBank genome assembly. NCBI's taxonomy places the organism in Eukaryota, Ciliophora, Oligohymenophorea, Peniculida, Parameciidae.
AUGGCAACUAAAUAUUAAUAAAUUUUAGAUGGCAAAUAUGGUAUUGUGAAAGUGAUAGGAAAGGGAGAGUUUGGAGAAGUCUAUCUGGCUGAAAACAUCUAAACUGUAAUUCUUAAAUAAAUGACUCUAGAAAUCACAAGUAGCAAUUAAGUAAGCAUUAAAAUCAGAAUUGGAAAAAGUCAAAAAAAGAUAAGAAUUAUUCUAAACUGAAAAAAGAAUUAUGCAAACAAUAAAGAAUGAAAAUGUGAUUAGCUUAAUAGAUCAUAUAGAAACAAAAGAUAAACAUUAUUUAGUUAUGGAAUAUUGUAAUGGAGGAGAUCUGGAUUCCUAUAUUAAAUUACUUAGAGAGAAGAAUAAAUAACCACUUUCUGAAAGAUAAGCAAAGGAGUUUUUAAAAUAAUUACUUAAUGGUUUUAAAGGCUUAUAAGAUAUGUUUGUUAUACAUCGUGAUCUCAAACUAAAAAACAUAUUAGUUCAUGAUGAAACCAUUAAGAUUGCAGACUUUGGACUUAGUAAAGUUGGUGAAGUAGGUUUUACUUAAGUAGGUACACCAUAUACUAAAGCUCCUGAAGUAUUUAAAGGCAGAGGCAAAAUAAGAUAUGAUAAUAAGGCAGAUAUUUGGUCAUUGGGAAUUAUUUUUUAUUAGAUGUUAUUUGAUUUAUAAUAUCCAUUUGUGGGAUAGAAUGAGAAAGAUUUAUUUGAUAAUAUAGAAAAGGCUAAGGACUUAAAUUUCACUCCAGCUAAAACAAAUGUUAGGAUUAGUGAAGAUGCUAAGAGAUUACUAAGAAGGAUGUUAACAAAGGAUCCAAAUUUAAGAAUUACUUGGGAACAAUUAUAUUAAGAUCCUUAUUUAGAAUUUGGAUAAUAAAAGGAUUUAGGAACUUUUGAUUAAUUUUAUUAGAAUAUAAUGAGUAAAUUUUAAAUGAUUAGAGAAUUAUAAUUAAAAAUUUAAGAAACUUUGGGUAAUAGUGAGAGUUUGAGAAAAGAUUAUAAAGUGAUUAAGAAUUUAAAUUAAUAUUAUGUUUAAUUUAUGCUUGCAAAGAGGAUAAUUAUAUUAUCAAGGAAGUUGGAAUAAUUGAUAUAAGAAUUAAAAAAUUAAUAAAAAUAAUAAAGUAAAUCAUUAUAAGAAAUAGGCAAAGAAGUAUUUAUAUAUUAAUUUAUAAUAGACAGAAGAAAAUUAUUAUGUUUAUUAAUUAUAUUAUGAAAAUACUAAAUUCAAUUUAGAAUCUUUUAUUAAUAGAAGAAAAAAAGAAUAUAAAGAAUAUGAUGAAAAAGUACUUAAUGAAAUUUAGAAUGCUAAAUGUAUUAAUUACAUAUAUAUAUAAUAUAGAAAUGGAUUGGUCAUAUUAUACAAAUAUUGUAUUGAAUUAUUUUUAUUGUUUAUCCAAUUAAGCUGAAAUAAUGGAAGGUUAAAAUGAAACUAAAGCACUUUAAUUUUAUGAUCAUAUGAUUGAUGUUUUAAAGUGUUUAGAAAAUGAUGCAGCUUUUGAGGGAGAUAAAUUAAAAUUCAAAUCACAAUCAGUAUAAUUUUAUAUAUUCUAAAUAUAGAAUGAUGAAUUUGAAUCUAAAUAGAAUAAUGGGCCUAUGAUGGGAGAAUUUACUAAAGAGUAAUAUAUUUAAAUUUAGAAAAUGAAUGUAAAAGAAUUAUUUCAAAUCAUGUUAUCUGAUAUAUGA